AUGGAUGGAAUCCGUGCUCUGUUGUUUGUUUUGUUUUUACCUGCCGCUGUUUCAGCAGGUUCUCACUCUUUAGCCAUGGUUACAACGUUCAUCGAAGGAGAGACGCCGUUUCCAGAGUUUAGUUUCACACUGAUGCUGGAUGACAUCACAGUGGCAUACUUUGACUCUGAGACUGAGACCCUUUUUCCUCGAGGUGUUGAUCGAGAUCAGGACGACGACGGUGUGAUCGACCCAGAUCAUCUCAAGACCAUCACGUCCUACAUGCGUGCUGACUUUAAACAGAGACAUCUGUUUAUAAAAUAUGAGUUAAAUUAUACUGAAAGUGUUGAAGUUCAACAGAGGCUGGUGCUGUGUGAACUGUUGGACAGUGACCAGCCUGGACCGUUUAUACUCAAGAAUGCAGUUGGAGGCACCACGAGAGAUGAACUGCGUUUCCAUGAACACAAAUUUACAUAUCAAAAUGCUUUAAAUCUCACAGAAGAAAGACUGAAACCACAUUUGGAGUUAACUAUGUUGCGUCACGAAAACCUGUACUACCCAGUGUGCAUUAAGACCCUCAGAGGCUACCUGAAAAAGAGAAUGAAUCAGGUGAAGAGGAAAGUGAAGCCCAGAGUGAGGCUCAUCCAGAGAAGAUGCUCAGUGUCUGGGUGGGAUGGAGUAACCUGCCUGGCCACUGGUUAUUACCCCCGUCACAUCAACCUGACCAUCCUCAGAGACGGACAGCCAGUUCCUGACCACCUGAUCACUGGAGGAGACCUGCUGCCCAACGUCGACGGGACCUACCAGAUGAGGAAAAGCCUGGAGUUCAGUGAAGAAGAGCUGAAGAGACAAAAUUACACUUGUACAGUCAUCCACCUCAGCCUGGACAACAAGCUGGACGUCCAUUUGGGUACUGAAUCUCAGAGUGACACAGAAAAUUCCUCAGCUGACUCUGAGCUUUUUAUCACUUUCUUAGAUGAUGUGUUUCAGAUUUUGAUCCAGGGGAGCCCAUCG
Messenger RNA from Colossoma macropomum (tambaqui), 993 nucleotides. Its product is annotated as major histocompatibility complex class I-related gene protein-like. The annotation marks the transcript as partial. Gene Ontology annotation, cellular component: external side of plasma membrane. Lineage: Eukaryota; Metazoa; Chordata; Actinopteri; Characiformes; Serrasalmidae. Gene Ontology annotation, biological process: immune response. The record is from RefSeq and is a predicted model, not a curated record. The transcript has 4 exons.